Molecule: messenger RNA, 7405 nt
Organism: Conger conger (European conger)
Lineage: Eukaryota; Metazoa; Chordata; Actinopteri; Anguilliformes; Congridae
Gene: ar
Product: androgen receptor
Exons: 8
Coding region: 150-2552 (800 amino acids)
Biological process (GO): male gonad development; regulation of DNA-templated transcription
Molecular function (GO): sequence-specific DNA binding; DNA-binding transcription factor activity; zinc ion binding
Source: RefSeq, a predicted model, not a curated record
GACUCCCCAAACACGGCUUUUCGUGGACCAUAUCAAAACGUUUUUCAUAACGUGCGAGUUGCAUUUGAGAGGAACAGCGCUGACCCCGUGAGCUUGGACUUUCCAAGUUCAAAGUACAGUUUUUUUUACAGGAUAUACACUCCUGGGAAAUGAGCCAAACGAACAGACAGAUACUCCGUAAAGGACAAUUUCACGGGACGUCUUGUAAUUUGGAUACCGAACUGAAGGAAGCUGACAGUGCUAAUUUUCCGAUGCAGCCUGAGGCUGAAGCCGGACGUAUCCAUUUUUCAAAAAGCUCAUUGGAUAGCAUAGGCGACUCUUCUACGCUUGAGCCAGACAAUGCACAAGAGAAUACGUAUGGCCCCUUUCUUUCUGACCAGCACGGCUGUUACACAGAACAAAAAUCCUUGCUACCAACUGCGCCCCGUAAUAGACGGGAGAUAAAUCCUCACAGUGACGCCUGUGUUUCGAACAGUUGCUCCGAGUCUGCCUGCACCACCAUCUCAGAAACAGCACGAGAGCUGUGCAAAGCUGUCUCCGUCUCACUUGGCUUGAACAUGGACUCAAAUGAGAUGAACGAACCGGGACAUAAUCUCACCACCUCUCUCGCAAGUGACCUACAUAAAAACUAUAUGUUUGAAGUGCCUUUUUUGGGAAGUCCUGGAACCCAAGAAAGUGUCCCGCAGGCAGAAGACAAAUGCUCCAGGGUACACAAUGGCCAACUGUUACAAAACGAUGAACUUUCUGGAAUGUUUAAAAGUACACAUGUUCAAGGCUUGACGAAUGAAGUUGCAUCUUCACAUCUCAGCUCUACAUAUUCAAACUGGGACACGCAAGAGACAAGAUUGAAUGCGCAGACUGAAAAAACAGCUUCUAAAGAGCAUGGGAGUUGCAUGACCAUGGAUGAAGCGCGUUCUGGUUUCUGUCCGUUUGACCAACUGUUACCAACAAGCCUGGUACAAUACAGUCAGACAGAUCCAUUGUCAACGGGUCGGAGCAACUUUAGGUCCCAAGUCUUUUACAAAACUUUGGCUCUUGCCAACGAUGCCGUCGAACACGUAGACGGGAGAUAUGCCGACAUUUCGGCACAAUGUAGUGCCAAGAUCAAGACCGAGAAUUUACAGAAUCAAUCUACAGGCACCUGGGAUCACCAUUACAGAUACAAUGAAAAUUGUCACUCACCAUAUGGACCCCCAAGACACGGUGUCCAUCCAUACUGUAUGGAGACAAAUAAUCAAUUUGUUGUUGAGCCGUUUGAUUACCAAAGACCAGGCGGUCUGCUCCCGAGGGAUAGAUCUGCUUCGGAGUCGUGGUUCCCGGGUGGGAUGCUGAGCAAGAUGCCCUCCGCAAAUCCUCCUUGCCUGAAAACUGAAGUUACGGAUUGGCUGGAAGUACCUUACUCUGACAGAACACUGCUUGAGGGUGGCCGGGAGCAUGUGUUUCCCAUGGAGUUCUUCUUCCCGCCCCAGAGGACCUGCCUCAUUUGCGCAGACGAGGCAUCGGGGUGCCACUACGGGGCGCUCACCUGUGGCAGCUGCAAGGUCUUCUUCAAGAGAGCCGCUGAAGGUGAGAGAAAACAGAGGUAUCUUUGCGCAAGCAGGAAUGAUUGCACCAUUGACAAGCUGAGAAGGAAAAACUGUCCAAGUUGCCGUCUGAAGAAGUGCUUUGAGGCUGGAAUGACGCUUGGAGCUCGGAAGCUGAAGAAAAUCGGACAGUUGAAGCCCAUGGAAGAUCUUCCGAUCCAGGGCCCGACUGAUGCCAUCCAGUGCAUCUCUCCAAAAUCUGGCCUCAGCUUCCCCUCCCAGUUGGUUUUCCUGAACAUCCUGGAGGCCAUCGAGCCAGAGGUUGUCAACGCUGGCCAUGACUACGGCCAGAACGACUCGGCUGCCACCCUCCUGACGAGCCUGAACGAACUGGGCGAGCGACAGCUUUUCAAAGUCGUCAAAUGGGCCAAGGGCUUGCCAGGUUUCCGAAAUAUGCAUGUAGACGACCAAAUGACUGUCAUUCAGCAUGCCUGGAUGGGAGUUAUGGUGUUUGCCUUAGGAUGGAGGUCCUACAAAAACGUGAAUGCCAGAAUGCUGUACUUUGCUCCUGACCUUGUAUUCAAUGACCGGCGGAUGCGCAUUUCCACCAUGUACGAGCACUGCAUCAGGAUGAGGCACAUGUCCCAGGAGUUCGUGCUGCUGCAGGUCACUCACCAGGAGUUCCUCUGCAUGAAAGCGCUGCUCCUCUUCAGCAUCAUCCCAGUGGAAGGUCUCAAAAAUCAGAAGUACUUUGACGAUUUGCGGAAUACCUACAUAAACGAGCUAGACCGCCUCAUUAACUGCAGCAGAAAGACCAACUGCUCACAAAGAUUUAUCCAGCUCACCCGACUCAUGGACUCCCUGCAACCAAUCGUGAAGAAGCUUCACCAGUUUACAUUCGACCUUUUUGUCCAAGCGCAGUCCCUUCCCACGAAGGUCAGCUUUCCGGAAAUGAUCUCCGAGAUAAUCUCAGUGCAUGUCCCGAGAAUCCUGGCAGGCAUGGCUAAACCAAUCCUGUUCCACAACUAGCAGGAUUCCUUAUGAUCCCGAGUUAGCUACCCAUGUCCUGGCAGUUCUACAGAUAACAAGCAAAGCUCUCCAGUGUAUCUUUCAGUUUUUCUUCCUAAUAGCUCGAUGUACCAUUCAGAACCAUUACAGCACCUUAGCUGCAUGUCAAACGUAAUUGAGAUCAUUUCCUGAAACAGGCAUGGUUUUAGCAUCAAUCUUAAAGGUUAGAAGGUGUCACCUGGCGAACAGCACUUCUGCAUUCCUAAGAUUCUUACCCCUACUUUUUACAAGAAUGGAUGCUAUGAAGUCAGUGGGUAAAAUAAGAUCUAAAUAACACAGGAGUACAAAAGUUACAUUACAGUAACAAAGGUUUACAAGAUCAAUGGCAGGUAUACAUGUCUAUGCAUAUAUUUAGGUCUGAAGCUGUGCUAAACAUUUAUCUAUGGAGUGGAUAUUUUUCAGUUUUCCUAAUUUCCUUAACAGUCUGACAUUUAUAUAUAUAUGAGCUACUAUACAACUGUAACAAACUGUGCAUUCAGGACAUACAGGUAGAUAUUUCUGAAUAUACACUCAGCCAUCACUUUAUUAGGUACACCAAUGUACACCAGCUUGUUAAUACAAAUAUUUAAUCAGACAAUCAUGUGGCAGCAACAAAGUGCAUAAAAGCAAGCAUGCAGAUGUGGUCAAGAGGUCAGACCAAAUGUCAGAACAGGGAAGAAAUGUGAUCUAAGUGACUUUGACCGUAGAAUGAUUGUUGGUACCAGGCAGGGUGGUUGAGUAUCUCAGAAACUGCUGAUCUCCUGGGAUUUUCUCACAUAACAAUCUCUAGUGUUUGCAGAGAAUAGUGCGAAUAACAAAAAACAUCCAGUGAGCAGAAGUUCUGCAGGCAGAAACACGUUUUUGAUGAGAGAGGUAAGAGGAGAAGGGCCAGACUGGUCAAAGCUGACAGGAAGGUGACAGAAACGCAAAUAACUACACGUUACUACAGUGGUAUGCAGGAGAGCAUCUAUGAACACACAACACGUGAAAUCUCUUGGAUAGGCUGCAGCAGCAAACGUCUAAUCAGUGUAAACAAUAAGUCUAAUAAAUACCUAAUGAAGUGCUCACUGAGUGUAUAUGCUGUACAUACACAUAUAUUAAAGUCUUUGGUAACUUUUGUCAGUAGUGACUAUAACAGUAUAACAACAACCGGUACCGAAAACAACUUGAAAUGGUCCUGAAUAAUUUUUUGAAAGUUUUCUAAAAAAAUAAAAUUACAGGAGGUUCAGUUUUCAUUUUUACAGUAAAAAGGUACAGACACAGUUUAACUAGUCUUUUUAUGGCAAAAGUAUUUUUGCAUGUACAACAUUUUAAUAUGGAGGAAAAAAAAAUGACAUCCUGACCGGGUCCAUCUGAAAUAUUUGCAAAAUGAGAAUCACAAUCAAAUAAUCAUAAGGGUUUUUUUUCUCCUGUAUUUUAAAGAAUGGCAGCUAUGAAAAUAAUGAAAGCUGCCUGGUUAAUUCUGUACUUAAUCUUCACAAGUCCAUUGUCAGGAGGUCUAUUUAAAUACGGUGUGAGGCAGGAAUUGAAAUAGCUGCAUGUUUUUUUGCGAUCAAGUGUGAAUAUUCGUUUUUGGAUGUUUUACCAUUUGUAUGUCUUAUAGUGUUUUAGUAUGGCCUUAUGUGUAGUAAUGCAUGAAAAUAAUGUGUGUGAAAUCUUGGGAAAUUUGAUGUCUUACUCAGCCAUACUGAACAUGCCACCAUCUCUUGAGAAUACUGCUACAGUAUGACUCCACAAGUAAUAUUUAUGCCUUCUUUUGAAUUGGACAUAUUUUCAUACAAACAUUUACAUAUGCGUAAACAAAGUGUAUGGUAUUUUGUAGGUAUUUCAACAUGUCCUUUAAAACUUUGCAUGCAAAAUUUCUCAGUGUAGAAAACGUUCUAAUAAAUGAAGUGUAUUGAAGUGUAGCACCCUCAGACGACCUUUAGUUUCUUAUUCAUGUGGUCAUACACAAAUUGAAUACAAUUGGCAAUCUAUCAUAAGUGGAAUUUAAAAUCCCUUUUUUGUAAAUAAAAUUCAAACAGCUUUUUUAUCAGACUCUUUUUAAAUUGUGUGCUUUUGGGAAUAAGAUAUUUCAGAUGUCUACCAAAGGUAGUGUACAUGCUGUAGGUGUGCAAUUCUUACACAUUCUAUGAGAUGCAUUACAUUUUUUUCUGCAGAAAAAAAACCAUUCAUAAUUUGCAUUAAAAAAAGUGCCAAACAGGCACGUCUUUCUCUGCACCAGCAAUAAAGGCUUUAGUUACCACGUGCUUAUACAGGCAAAGCUUAAAAGCUGUUUAGUAACAUGGUCUGUGUACUGCUUUUGAAUAAUAAAAAAGUUUGCUUGGGAAUUUAAAUGCAUAAAGUACGGUGGGUUCAGUGUUGUUGAUUAGUCCGUUUAUAAAGCUUGCUUGAUUUUUGCAAACAAUCAAACCUUUUUAUAUGGAAUAUACACAAUUUCCAUUAUACUGGAGUUUUAUAAAUACCGCAUAUACAAAGGAAAACAGCUGUGCACAUUGCAACAGAUAUUGUCUAGUUAUUGAUUCAAUGAUUUCUUCUUUUAUAUGUUACUUAGCAGACAGCUGUAUCUAUAUCUCAUCAUAUUUAGUGCAUUCUGUAUCUCUAGAUAGUUCGGCUUUUAAGCCCCGUUUGUUUAUUAUUUUCAGAAAGCCCUUAUUAAAAAGCGGAAGAUUUAGAAUGAAUAAAAGAGCAAAACAGUUUGAAAUAGCAAAAGAAAAGCAACCUGACACUCUAAAUAGGCCAUUGUAAGAAUAGGUUGUCAGAAUACACUUUUGCGGUUGACAUUCAUGAGCACUGUGCAAUUAUUUGCAGGUGUUUUCCCUUUUAUAACAACACCAAAUACACAUAAUUAGAAUAUGUAUGACUUCAGAGUGAAAAUGGCUUAUAUUACAUAUAUUUUACAGACAAAAACAUCAAGUUGCUGACAGAUUUUUCUAUCAUUACAUCCAGCAUGAUAAUGUGAGGACCCCAUUAUUUAAAGUGUGAGAUGAAUUGAUAUGAAAGAAAAGUGUUGCUAAAAGACUUAAGUGCAGAAAAGGGAACAAAUAUUAAUGAGGAAUACAUCACUGUUGCAUUGCAUUUGCCAAUGUAUUUGGAUCAUAUGAUAAACAACAUUAAGUAACAUUAAAUGCUAAACUUACACAAUGUUGUGCAUCUGAAGAUUGUGUCUAAAAGUCAAUAGACAAAACUCAUGUUAUGGCUUUGAUCAGUUUCUGCUCCUGUGAAAUAUAAACAUUUGUAUUGCAGCAUUAGUCAUUUAUUGUAUGCAAAGUAAGGGGGCACAGAAUGACUUUAAAAGAUACAUUAUCUGAUACAUUAGAUACAUGAACACUUUCAUGAGAAAAUAGCAAAAAUCAUCUGACCUUAGGUAAAAAGAAAAUGACUCUCAGGCCUAUUCUCAAUGGAAACCUUUCCACUAUUACCCUUUCCUUGGUUACACUUGUCAUUUAACAUAGUUCUCACCUUUGAUUCAGAAGUAGAAAGAAAAUCAUCCUGAUUCAUUGGCCUUCUAUGUGAUACAAGAUGAUUAUCUCCCAGGUUUUUUGUUUAGAGAAGAUGCUGGUGUCUUCAAAUUUGGAAAACACUUUUGUGUCGGAGAGGGAAAACUAUCUGCCCUUAGAAUUUUGUUUCUGAGUCAGCUCACAAAUUUUCACAAGCAAUGGUGGGUCCCAUCCAAAUAGUUACAUUAUUUAAAUUGAAGAGGAAAUUGGAAGAGGAAACUGAAGUCUACAAAAUCCUUAACAGGUGCAUAUCAUACAGGGUAGAAUUCACACUCAAGGUAGCCCAACAUUUGAGAUAUGCCCCAAUUCUCAUGCUUUAUGUGAAAGACUUUUUGUAUGCAGAAAGCUUAAAACGGGUAAAGAUAUUAAUAUUGAUCAAUUUAUAAAAAUUCUGAAAAUAGGUGUGUUUUCAGGUCACAUACAAUUUGGGAACAUAGUCCAAUGUUCAAACAACCUCCAUUCCAGAUGCAUUCGUACCUCUGAGCUUUUAAUGUAUAUGAACUGAUUCUUAGCUGAUGAAGAUACACAGCUAAAAGUGAAAUCUGACAAAUGGUCACUUCAAUUUAACAGCGAAGCAAAAACUUGUUACUGACAUAAUCAUAUGAUGCUAUGAUAUUUACAUUUUUCUUAGCAUCAGCAAAUUUCCAUUUACUACAGAAAAUAAGCUAUACAGCUACACUUACAAAAGGAAAGACUACUUUACAAGGCAGAGUAACAUUUUUACUUUACUUUUGUGGAAUCGAAUUAAAUAUGCUAAAAUAUGUUUUAAAUUGACAUGUUCAAUGAUAUUUGGAUAGGGGGAAAUGCUGUUAUUGAAGCUCGAUAUACAACUUCAUCAUUUUAAUAAUAUCUAUAAAGGUGUUUGUGUGUUUUAAUAAAACUCACCUGUCUGUGUAAAUAUAAUGACUUUGUAACUGACAUACCCACUUUUUUUAUUUCUGUUCUUGAAGACAACUGAGUGAAACCGAUUUGGACUCAUACAAAAAUGAAUAGGCUAUGUAUCUUACUGUCUAGUGUACUUGAAUAUUUUGUGACAAUUGUUUACCAGUUUUUACAGUUGCCAGGUCUGGGAUUGCUUUUCAAUGUAUAAAAGGAAAUUCUGGCUACCUGAUGGAAACAACCUACAUACAUUUAUGGGUUCUCUUUUUACAAGAUGUUUUCAUGUGAGUGUCCUUUGUGCAAAUUGUUUAUAAUUUAAAACUGGCCCUGUUUCAAACCUGAAAAUGAAUGAUCCAACUUUGGCUUGCAUGGUCUGAUUAUUUGUAUACUGAUUAGUCAGUUUAUACUAUUGGCUUUGUUUGUGUCCUUUGUAUUCUAUUAAACAUUGUCAAACUA